Molecule: messenger RNA, 1332 nt
Organism: Penicillium subrubescens
Lineage: Eukaryota; Fungi; Ascomycota; Eurotiomycetes; Eurotiales; Aspergillaceae
Product: tRNA (adenine-N(1)-)-methyltransferase
Exons: 4
Coding region: 1-1332 (443 amino acids)
Biological process (GO): tRNA methylation
Cellular component (GO): tRNA (m1A) methyltransferase complex
Source: RefSeq, a predicted model, not a curated record
AUGGCUCGUCUGCUGCAUUCCUUGCAGCGAGUCUUAGGGCUGUCAGCAUCUCCAACAACGCGUACUUCUGCUGGUAGUCUACGGGCUCGAUCCAUUGACACCGACUUCUCCGUCUUUCGAGAGGGCGAUCGGGCCGUGCUACACCAGAAGCAACCACAAUUGACGAAGCCAUUGAAGAAGGGUGAUAAGACACAUUUGCGCCGAGGACAUGUCGCGCAUGAUAACAUCAUUGGCAGUCGACCCUGGGACGCGGUGCAGGCACAUAAAGGCCCAGAUGUACGAUUGAGCCUUCCUACUCUCGAAGAAUACGUCGCAUUGACCCCUCGUCUCGUCACCCCGAUUUACUCGCAUGACGGAAAUUUGAUAGUAUCCCUCCUCGACAUUCAUGUCAACUCCCCCGCCGCGAGCGAGACACAACCUCCGUUGGAAAUCCUAGAAUCUGGCACCGGUCACGGCUCCUUGACCCUCCACCUCGCUCGCGCCAUUCAUGCCGCUAACACCACUCCACCACCUCGCCCGUCGCGAUCCCAAAUUCAAUACGUGGAGAAUCGAGCUUUGAAGCCAGGGGAGGAGGAUACAAAGAACACAGGUGGAGAACCGACUGCGCAGAACGACGACACGACCCAGCUUGAAUGGGAUACAUGGCGAAAGGAGCGCAAUGCUGUGAUCCACACCGUGGAUGUCUCACAUAAGUUCUCUGCCCUGGCUGAGCGAAACGUCAAGGGAUUUCGCCGGGGAAUAUACGCGGGCGAUGUUGAUUUCUACGUCGGCCCCGUCGAGAAAUGGAUCGCGGAGCAGACGAAGCGACGAACGAAGACUGGGAUAUUGUCUUCAUUGACCGGGCCCACCGCAGUGGAACCGUUCUUGUCUCAUGCCAUUCUGGAUAUGCCCUCGGCACACUUGCGAAUUCCACAUGUUGCGCCGAUUUUGAGACGGGAUGGUUAUCUAGUGGUCUUUAUGCCGAGUAUCACCCAGAUUGGCGAGUGUGUACAGAUCAUCCGUAAUCAACGGUUGCCCUUUGUGCAGGAAAGAGUGGUUGAGCUGGGACUUGGAAUGACCAGCGGUCGUUAUUGGGAUGUUCGACUUGCAUUUAAGAAGUCUGGAGCUGAUCCUUCGUCUUGGGCUCCAUCUACCGAGGCUGAUGGCGAAGAGGUGGUCCCUGCUGCUGAUGCGGAGGAGACAGCGCCCAGUGCGGACGAGAUUCCCGUCCCCGAGGAGCCUGUCAAAGAUGAGGAGCCCGUCAUGAUCUGUCGGCCGAAGGUGGGCAUCCGGACCGUGGGAGGUGGCUUUGUUGGCAUCUGGCGGCGCAUUGAAGAUCCCUCUAAACGGUGA